AUGGAUGUUUUGUACACCAUGUUGACUUUCAUAGCCUUCACUUUUCUAGCUCUUUUCCUAUCCAUAUGUUUCAUCAUGAUCACAAUCUUCAAAGGAAAAUCCAUAGGGGAUCCUAAAUAUGCACCUGUUAAAGGCACUGUGUUCAACCAACUUUUCUACUUUAAGAGACUCCAUGAUUACCAUGCUCAAUUGGCAAAAACUCAUCCAACUAUGAGGCUUCUUGCUCCAAAUCAAAGUGAGUUGUAUACAAUAGAUGUCAGAAAUAUUGAACAUGUAUUGAAAACAAAUUUUGAUAAAUAUUCUAAAGGUAAGUAUAACCAAGAUAUUGUCACUGAUCUUUUGGGUGAGGGGAUUUUUGUUGUUGAUGGUGAAAAAUGGAAGCAACAAAGAAAAGUUGCUAGCUAUGAAUUCUCCACAAGAGUUCUUAGAGAUUUUAGUUGUUCUGUAUUUAGAAAGAAUGCUGCCAAGUUAGUUAAAGUGAUAUCAAAAUUUUCUCAAGAGGGUCUUCAUUUUGAUAUGCAAGACUUACAAAUGAGAUGUGCUUUAGACUCAAUAUUCAAAGUUGGGUUUGGAACAGAAUUGAAUUGCUUAGAGGGAUCAAACAAAGAGGGAAUUGAUUUCAUGAAGGCUUUUGAUGAAUCAAACGCUAUAAUUUACUGGCGCUACGUUGAUCCUUUUUGGAGCCUUAAGAGGUUUCUAAACAUUGGUGGUGAAGCAAAGCUUAAGCGCAAUGUAAAAUUGAUAGAUGAAUUUGUGAAUGGAGUCAUAAAAAGUAAAACGGAACAAUUGACACUACAACAAGAUUCUAAUGUUAAGGAAGACAUACUAUCAAGGUUUUUAAUGGAGAGCAAGAAAAGCGAAACAGAUAUAAGUGAUAAGUAUUUGAGGGAUAUAAUUCUAAACUUUAUGAUAGCAGGAAAAGACACGACUGCGAACACUCUUUCGUGGUUCUUCUACAUGUUA
Messenger RNA from Vicia faba (fava bean), 963 nucleotides. The record is from the annotation of a GenBank genome assembly. Lineage: Eukaryota; Viridiplantae; Streptophyta; Magnoliopsida; Fabales; Fabaceae.